AUGCACCAGCUGGUAGAGCAGUUUCUCAAAUUGAAGUCGCCCAAGUUUACGGGCCGAGGUGACCCUGAAACCGCCCCACGUUGGGUGGAAGAGUUGGAAAAGGCAUUCAAUUUACUGGGAUGCACCGAAAUAGAGAAGAUUACUCUGGCAACGUAUCAACUCCAGGACAAUGCUAAUGACUGGUGGAAGGCCAUCAAAGACCGAGUGUUUCCCGAGGGGGCAGACCAGACUUGGACUGCAUUUGUUGAGAGUUUUUAUGGGCAAUACUUUUCAGAGAGUGCCCAGGAAAAGAAAAUGGCGGAGUUCAUGAGACUUCGUCAAGGAUCAAUGACGGUAGUCCAGUAUGAAGCAGAAUUUGCGAGACUAUCGAGAUUUGCUCCGAGAAUGGUGGAAAAUCCACUGAACAAGGCUCGAAGAUUCCAGGAUGGUUUGAAACCGGAUCUUCGUACUCAGAUGCUCCUGCUGAAUAUUCGAGAUUAUAGAGAAUUAUAUGAACGAGCCCAAACGAUGGAACGAGAUCAGAUGGAUAGAGCAGCUGCAUCUAGGUCACGGUUAGAAGCUGUCCUCAACAGCGCCCUUCAGGACCCCCGAUGCAACAACCACCUAGAGUUGGGAAUCAAGCCGGGAAUGCCCCACCGGCUAUUCAAGGAAGACCGCCUGCACAAGGAAGGGUCUAUGCAAUGGCAUGUAAGGAUACUGAGGAUGCGCCGGGCGUGGUCACAGAAGGAAUUGAACAUGAGGCAGCGCAGAUGGAUGGAACUGCUGAAGGACUACGACUGCGAUAUUAUGUAUCACCCGGGGAAGGCGAAUCGAGUCGCCAAUGCGCUGAGUCGUAAAUCAAGUAUGGCGCACGUAAUGAUCAAGGAAUGGACCUUACUUGAGAGGCUUAGAGAUUCAGAGUUCAAGUUUGAAGUGAGCCACGUAUCGAACUUGUUAGCUGCUUUGAGAAUAGAACCGGAGAUUCAGACCAAGAUCCGAGAAUUGCAGUAUACGGAUCCAGAGAUUCAGAAGAUGAUUGAGAUGGACGUCGCCAAGAGGAAGUCGGACUAUCAGGUGUCCGAGGAUGGAGUUUUGAAGUUCCGUGGGCGACUAUGUGUACCUGAUAAUUUGGAGCUCAAGGAAGAAAUUCUAAGUGAAGCACACCGCAGUAAUUAUAGCAUCCACCCGGGCAGCACUAAGAUAUCGUUCGUCUGCAUGGAGUACCGGUGA
This is a messenger RNA of Syzygium oleosum, 1209 nucleotides long. RefSeq lists its product as uncharacterized. The record is from RefSeq and is a predicted model, not a curated record. The transcript has 4 exons. The coding region runs from base 1 to 1209 and encodes 402 amino acids. Lineage: Eukaryota; Viridiplantae; Streptophyta; Magnoliopsida; Myrtales; Myrtaceae.